Messenger RNA from Spodoptera exigua (beet armyworm), 7002 nucleotides. Lineage: Eukaryota; Metazoa; Arthropoda; Insecta; Lepidoptera; Noctuidae. The record is from the annotation of a GenBank genome assembly.
AAAAUAAAGGAUUUCAAUAAUAGCAGUCAAGAUGAUGAUAACAAUCCUUGGGUUUCCCCCCAAAACAAAAUAUCAAGAUGUGAAGAUAUUAAUAAAACAAGAGUGCAAUAUUAAUGACUUUAUCCUUGACAAUCUUGUGAAUGAUAGCGCCGCCGUCGGUACCAAGAAAGUAAGAGUAGGCCUCACAGAUAAUUCCGAGGGCUACAAAGUAAUGAAAUGUCUCGAUGGGUAUCAGAUGCCCGGUAACUACGUAUUGAAAGCGAUACCUGUAGGAAAAGCUGCUACAACUUUACCACCACAGGGUGCCUUCGACACCCACAUGGGUUACCAGGACCAUUCUAGAAAUGAUUACACCACUGCACCCAGAAAUGACUAUGUUGGACAUAGUAACAACUACAAUAGCCAAAAUCCUCAUGGUAGUAGUAUGCACGGCUCAGCACCUCAUGUAGGUAGGCCAACUCAAGGCCCAGGUGGACAUUCAGGCCCAAUGGAUGUGAACCGUCCCUCACCAUGGGCCUCAGGAACCACCUCCAAUCAAUGGGGUGCAGGUCCACCAAUGGCAUCACAAGUACCGCAAAAUACUUUUGGAGGAUUUAAUUCUCCUCAAGGAAAUAUUAACAACCCCUAUGGACAACAGCAUCAUCAAAAUCCGGUACAGUCACGGUCUGAUGUCAGGCCAGGCUUCAACCAGCCUAGAACCCACACGGAACAGACCUACGGGGGAUACCCACCCAAGGCCAAUAUACCUGAAGUUCCUCCACGUCAAGAAGUUCGUCACGCUCUAAGAAGCAUUGAGACGGUGGAUACUGGUAGUGUUUCCCGGGCGCCCAUGCAUGGUCGUUAUCCUAGCCAGUCGUACCAGCAAGAGAAAUCGGUAACGAUUAUGAAGGACAACUUUCAAGGUCCGACACAGUACAAUAUCAGUAACCCUGGAGCACAGACCAGUUCCAGCGGACAACAGUAUCCAAUGAGUGCACCAUCAGCUUCACCCUGGCAAUCACAGGAGUACGAGAAGAGGCAUGGCCACUCCCCAAGGCGAGAAGUUAUUUCCCAUGGUGGAAGAUCUGUGGAAAGAAGACCAUCCCCGUCUGGUAGGAGAGUAUCACCACCCGCCAGAAGAAUCUCUCCCCAUGCCAGGAAAUUUUCACCCACCGGAAAGAGACCAUCCCCUGAUCGUCAUGUUUCGAGUCACCACACCGCCCCACACCACCCCCACCCAGGAAGGCGCGACUCCCCCCACAAAAGACCUUCUCCAAUGAGACGGCUGGUGUCACCAUCUCGAAGAACUUCUCCAGGACGCAGGCCGACACUCGGCAGACGAGAUUCUCCACAGAGGAUGAACAGGUACUCCCCGGACCGCCAUCAUUCCGACAAGCUGGAUAAGUUCGGACCGGAUAAGUUGAAACAAGUUCGGCCUGCUUACGAGCCUACCAGUCAUGCAUCAAACCAAGAUAUGUACUCAGGUGGUUACCGUUCCGACGCCCGCGAGAGCGUUCAGUAUCCAAUGCAGGGCGGGAGACAGGGCCAGCGAAUCUCACCGUGGCAAAGAGACGAACCUGUCGCUAUGAAGAAACAAGACGACGAGAGACGCGACAUUACAAGGAUGCAAAUGAGUAGAGACCGUAUUCCCGACGUGGCGGUGGAUCCAAAACACUCAAUUACUCCACAAAGGAAGUCCCGCUCACCGGUUCGACGAGAUAGAUCUCCGCUGAGAGACCGCUACAAGAGGCACUCUCCCUCGCCUCGCUCGUCUCACUCGCCGCGCCGAUCUUGGGCUCUCGAAAAGCGUAGCAGUCCCGAGAUACGCGACGCGCCUCCACCCCCGUCCUGGCCUGGGCAAAAAGGACGCGAGCCUGAUUCCUUCACCAGAACCACUCGUACUUUCCCUGAGAGAGAGCAAGCCGAGGGUCCCAAACAUGUUCCAGUAUGGCAGCGACCAUUCGGAAAAGACGAAGAUGUGCGAGAACGACGUCCUGACAACAGCGAGCGAAGACCAUUCAUCGAAGAUAAAGUUCGACCGACCAAGGAGGUGCCAGCGAGAGAACCAAUACCGCACCCCAGUCACAGUGAGCGCUUCGUACAAAGGGAAACGAAAUUCUCUCCACGAGACGAUUUUGAAGCAGACCGCCGUGAUGCUUAUCGUCGGCGAGAGCCUUCAAUUGAACGUAAACCUCAUCUUCAAAGGGAAGAUUACGAACAAUCUCGAAGACCGCGGGAGCAUGAGGAACGCAUGCACUCAGAUGAAUAUCAUCGCCGUAGAGAGCCGUCACCUCGCCAUGAUACUAGAAAAGCUGAUGCCGUUAAUCCAAAUAUCGAUAAAGAUUUUGAAGACAUCUACAAGAGAGCUUUGCAGUUCAAAAAGAAAGCAGAGGAAUUGCGUCGGUUGGGUUCUAAGAAAAGGGAUGAUUAUGCGGAGGAUGAAGCAAGGAGCUACCACAGUGAAAGAGAACGCGAAGAGAGAUCUCAGCGUUAUGAAGACCGACAUAGAUACCGGGAGGAAGAACACUUGCGACUUAGGGAACGGGAGGAGAGACCACGUGAUGAUAGGCCACGGGACGAUAGACUACGUGAUGACAGACCGCGGGAUGACAGACCGCGGGACGAUAGGCCGCGGGACGAUAGACCGCGGGAUGAUAGACCACGGGACGAUAGACCGCGGGAUGAUAGACCACGGGACGACAGGCUGCGAGACGAUAGGAUGAGAGAAGAUAGACCGCGCGACGAUCGACCUCGUGACGAUAGGUCUCGUUACGAUACACGCCCAGACGAUAUGCGGCGUCCAGAGUUCCGGCCUCGUGAGGAAUACUCAAAGCAACCUGAACGUGAACAAGAUCGCCGCUUCACCGUCAACCCUGCCAUCAGAAUGAAACGCGACAAAGCCAUAGAGGAGAUAUGCACCAAACUUCUAGACAGACAUGAGCACUAUCGCCCGGCUAAGGAGGAGCACAGGGCUCGAGUUAUGGAGGAGCUGCAGCUUGCCAUCGCACGGAUCGUAUUCGACAUGUUCGGCGACAAUGAUGUCUCCUUCAUAGAGAUCAUCAUCAAGUUCCAGGCUAAAUACACCUACAAGGACGAAGAGAAGUUAUUGCUGGACGUAAUGUCGUCGCUCCCCAGUCACUAUAGAGUUGCCAAGAGACAGGCGCCAGAAUCGACGGAGGUUCCUGCCAAAACCGCUCGCCCUGAUCCGAGCCCCAACUUAAAGUCAGAACCCGACGCAAGAACCAAAUUUAAACAAUCUAGAUGGAAUGUGGACAUGUUGCCUCCUGAACUGGUAACCAUGCCAAUGCUAGGCAUGCAGCCGGCAAUGGCGCCAGUCUUGCCCCAGGGUAUGGUGCCCGUGAUGGUGCCGGCGCCAUUUAUGCAUCCCUACAAACCUGUUUCACCUACUCCAGUAUUCGCUACCGGUCCCGAUAUGCUGCAGUACCAGGAACAGGUUCUCAGCUCUGACGACGACGGGCACAAGUUGUAUCUAUGCAAAGAUGAUUUUGAUAAAAUUUCAGCACACGAGGCGGACCUCCUGAAAGAGUUCCUCAUUUCUCAAAUGAUAAAGGAAACUGAAAUUUCGCAAGGCUGGGCCCCAGAUUUUACUCUUAAAGGCUUACAGAAUACAUAUCGGUACGAGAUACUGACUAAAGACGACAUUACCCGGGACUGGCUCGUCAACUUAGACUUCAACCAGUUCCAGCCUUUCCACGUGUUAGCGUACACCAAAGAAGAGCUGUGGUACCAGCGCGCCGCCAUAUGGCUCCCCGGCCACUCACGCAGCCGCAACAUCGAGCCGCUCGACAAGCUCAAGCUGCAGAACAAGAAGCUAGAGGGCGUCAACAUCCACACCUGGAAAGUUCGUCAAGAAGAUUGUCACGCAGAAGGGGACCCGGCUGUACGUAGAUAUGCCACCCGCAUCCGCGCGCGCGCUCGAGAAACACAAAAUGAUGCUCAGCUAUGAACUGCAGAAAGUGAACGUGUUUCUGAAGGUGGUCGCCGUCGAUAAGAAUGUUUUCGAUGAGGGUCUCAAGCAGCAAUCCACCGUUACCCCUUCUCAGAUCUCGGACGCCAUACAAAAUUCACCGAUGCCAUCCCUCUCGUUCGAUCUGUCACUUGUUAAAAUAACUCUCAAAGGUUGCAAAAGUCUAAGUCUCACGCAGGCACGUAAAAUAAAAGAAGUUUUAAUUUAUCAAAUGUUUCGCUAUCAUCAACAGGAUGGUAGUUCUAGGACAGACUUUAUUAAGUACGGUUUUUUCCCUCCGAACAGUUUCGGUGUAAUUCCACAGAAUCCGGAAACAAAAAAGUGGUUGUUGAGUCAGCAUUUAGGCAAGGUGAAUAAACAGACUAUCAUUGUACAGGGCGGUCAGGACGAAAAGACUCGGUAUUUCAGAAUGACAGCUACUGUACCCAACGAAAAUUACAUCGUUCCCGGAAUUGUGGCGGAGAGGAUCAAACAGAGUAAUCAGGGCGUAAAGGGAAUUAAUUUCAAUCUUUGGAAACCUAUUUGGGCUACGUCUGAAUGUAAGAAAGCUGUGUUUGAGGUAGACAUAGAUUUUGAAUCAUUAGAGACUCUGUCGAGCAUGAAGUAUCAGUUAGACUACGUGGACCAGUAUAACGUUACGCACUCUGUGUAUUUUAAAUCGGAGCAUACUGAAGCACAGCUGGAGGAGAUGAUCAAGCAAUACAAGGCAGAGAUGUCGGACAGUUACGAUGUAGCUAACAUGGACUUAGAAUCAGACUCUGGUGAUGACGUGAUUUGCUUAGAUUAAGAUCUUUAGGGUGUCAUUUUUAUUUAGUUUACAAAAUGUACCUACAAGUUUCUUUACGUUAAGGUAUGUAUAACUGUUUCUUUCAAAUAAAUGUCUCGCACAGAUUGUAUGUUUGUUUCCAAUCAUCAAAUGCUGAUGGUAUUUUUUUUCACGUUGUAUGGCAAAGCAUUUUAUUUGAUAAAAAAUCCAAGGUCUAUGUGAAUUUGAAAGCGAGUAAGUCCGCGUGUUUGCUAAUCCGGGAUUUUAGAACCUGAUAUAUCUCAGAGCAAAUUCCAACCGUUGCCGCUUUGACGGGAAAUUGCGAAAAAAAACCCUGUAUUAAUUGUAAUUAUCAUUUCCUUUUUUUCUAUAACAGAGUAAUUUCUAUCGUGUAUUUAAAUAUGUAAAAAGUAGAUGUUCCGCGUCAAAACUUCACAAAAAGGAUUCGGCUUCCCAGUUCCUCUCGCUUCGCACCAUGGCCUGUGUAGUGGAUGCUGUACACUAUUUGAGCUCCCUAUUAGCUCACGACCCAGUUCGUAAAUUCGUCAGAGGAAAGUUAAUCACAAAAGUAAGUCAGCCUAUUGCAGUAUAUUAAGAUGAAGGUUUUUUAUUUAAGAUAAUUAUUUCAUUUGUUUAAUAUUGUUGAUUAUUUUUAUAGACGUUUCGCAUUAUUGUGGAUUACGUAAGCGCAUUCCGGCCAGUCCACAAUUUCAGAGCACAGCCUGCUUUUGAAAACUUUGUCUUCGUUCUCCAAAAAUGCACGAAAAAAGGCCGGUGUUAAGUCCGAAGAAACAGAGACCUCUACAGACAGUCUUGAAAAGAAAGCCAGAGCAAUUACCAAAGCUUGAGCAGAAACCAAGCAGCAGUGAACCUAAAGUUGCCAGAGUGCCGGCAAAAAAUGUUCCCGAAACUUCAACCACGUCUGCCAAAAAAUCAGUAGAUGUGAAGAAGGUAGAGGAAGAAAAGAAACCUGCGCCCCUGCCUACUCCCGUGGAGACUCCAGUACAGAGCGCCGGCCACUACGAGUUGAACGACCGCAUGACCAACAUGGUGGAAACAGAACUCAGGAAUAUUAUGAUCAAGGUAUGGCAGGAACUUCCAGACAAUCCCAUGGAUGAAGCAGAGGCUCUAGUAGUUGACAAGCUGAGGAAUGCAGCCGGUGAUGAUCUGAGAAACGUUUUGGGCUUGAAUAUCACAAAAAGAUUGUUGAAUGUUCACAAUCCACUCUACGUUAAGGUCCAAUUCUCUGGAAAACCAGAAAAGCAGCAACUAGGUGAUUUCCUUAAGCGAUAUAACUUUAUCGCGUUCAAACGUAUUGAGAAGACGGUCAACAUGUUCGCAGCGCAAGUGAAGACCAUCAGCGACUUCGACAGAAUUUGUAGCGAUAAGGAUGUUAGAUGCGGUGGAGUAAAAGUGACAAUCAACCCAAUCUAUAAGUUUACCAAAUGUCCACCAAAUUUAAUUUCAAGUUUCUACAACGAAGAUGAUAAUGCCGGUGAUGAAGCUGAAGUGAACGAAAAGGAUGACAAAUCAGAGGUAAAAACUGAUAAAGGAAAACCUACACAAAGCAUUGCAAGUGAUCCUUCAAAGUUGAACAUAAAUAAGGAUGAGAAUAAUGAGAAUAUUAGUAAAGUUGACAAAACUGGUAAUAAAAGAGAUGGGAAUUCUGCUACCAGUAAGCCUGUAGCUACUAAGGUAGUUAAUGAGAAACCAGCUGUAAUAAAGCGGAUAGUGAAAACCCAGCUGAAAAUAAAGCAGCUAAUGAAAAACCAGUUAUUAAUAAAGCAGAUAGCGAAAAAUCUACUCAAAAAGCUGUUACAAAGGUACCAGUUGAAAAUAAACCAUCAGUAAAUAAUGACAAGGUUGCUAAUAAACCUACAGUGGUCAACACACCUGCUGAGAAAACGCAGACUGUUGAGGAUAAGACAGCAAACAAAACAGUGCCACCUGGUAAGAAUGUAGCUAAGCCCGUUGAAAGUCAGGAAAUAAAGAAACCAAAUACUAAUGCCAAUAAGGCAGGUAACAAACCCAUCUCCAAUACCAAUAACACAGGAAAGAAACAGAAUCCUGUGCCUCCAAAAGUCACAAAUAAAGUUGCUAAAAAACAUAAAACCAGUAAUGUUGAAAGUGAUAAUGAUGAAUUGGAUGACCAUGAUAUCUUUGCGCUUCUGUCCGAAGGUAUUGUACUAGAUGAAUGUAGUGGAUCCGACGAAGAAUAGUUAAUUAAGUACCAAUUUAAUUAUACUUGUUAUAUUUAGUUAUAGGAAAA